AUGUCAAUUGUUCAACAGGUUCCAUUCGGUAAAACAGGUUUAAAAGUUUCGCCUAUUAUUAUUGGCUGUAUGUCUUAUGGUACCAAGAACUUUUUCGAUUGGGUUUUAGAUGAUAAAGAAGAAAUUUUUGGGAUUUUAAAACAUGCAUACGAUAGGGGACUGCGUACUUAUGAUACCGCAGACGUUUACAGUAAUGGUAUGAGUGAAACUAUAUUGGGUGAAUUCUUAAGGACAUAUAAUAUUCCCAGAGAAACGGUAGUUAUUAUGACAAAAGUAUUUUUCCCAGUAGAUGAUAAAAUGGAUAUAAGUUCAAAUAGAACCAAAACUGAGGAGGAAAAUUUACAGUUGAUAAAUCAACAACAUUUAUCAAGGAAACAUAUUCUAAAUGCAGUAAAAAACUCAGUCAAAAGAUUGGGAACUUAUAUUGAUGUUUAUCAAAUACAUAGAUGCGAUCACGAAACCCCAUUUGAGGAAACUAUGAGAGCAUUAAACGAUGUAGUUGAGCAAGGGGAUGUUAGAUAUCUUGGUGCUUCCUCCAUGCUAGCUGUUGAAUUUGCCGAAAUGCAAUUUAUUGCUGAAAAACAUGGAUGGCACAAAUUUGUAAAUAUGCAAUCUUGUUAUAAUUUAGUUUACAGAGAAGAUGAAAGGGAAAUGAUUCCUUUCUGCAAGAGACAUGGUAUCGCAUUAACACCUUGGUCACCAAUUCAAAAAGGUUUAUUGGCCAGACCUUUAGGAUCACACACGCAUAGAGAAUCGACUGAUGGGGUUUUAAUUGCAAGAAAAUUAAAUCAAUUUACUGAAAGUGAGAAAGAAAUUAUUAAUCGUGUCGAGAAAUUAGCUAUAAAGAAAAAUUUAAAAAUGGUAGAUAUAUCAUUAGGUUGGGUUAUUCAAAAAGGUACCUUACCUAUUUUAGGUAUGAGCAGUAUUGAAAGAGUAGAUGAGGCUAUUAAAACAUUAACAACUAAGUUAACUGAAGACGAUAUGUACUAUUUAGAAGAGCCUUAUUGUCCAAGAAAACUCAUCAUGUAA
Messenger RNA from Henningerozyma blattae CBS 6284, 1029 nucleotides. Its product is annotated as aldo/keto reductase. NCBI's taxonomy places the organism in Eukaryota, Fungi, Ascomycota, Saccharomycetes, Saccharomycetales, Saccharomycetaceae. The record is from RefSeq and is a predicted model, not a curated record. The coding region runs from base 1 to 1029 and encodes 342 amino acids. The transcript has a single exon.